Oryza brachyantha (malo sina) is the source of this 1471-nucleotide messenger RNA. Its product is annotated as xyloglucan endotransglucosylase/hydrolase protein 31-like. The record is from RefSeq and is a predicted model, not a curated record. Lineage: Eukaryota; Viridiplantae; Streptophyta; Magnoliopsida; Poales; Poaceae. The transcript has 4 exons. Gene Ontology annotation, cellular component: apoplast; cell wall. The coding region runs from base 279 to 1166 and encodes 295 amino acids. Gene Ontology annotation, biological process: xyloglucan metabolic process; cell wall biogenesis. Gene Ontology annotation, molecular function: hydrolase activity, hydrolyzing O-glycosyl compounds; xyloglucan:xyloglucosyl transferase activity.
UGGGGGGCAACACCCUGUUCACCCUUUAUGCUAGCAGUGUCUGGCUCAUCCAAAUCUAACAUUUUUGUCUCUACCUACAUACUCCUACAAUUAACUUAAUUCCUUCCCCCAUCCCAAUUUUUUUUUCAAAAGAAAAUAACACUAAUCCUUCCAUCAUACAUACUAGUAGCCAGUUAGCCACACCCACACAUUCUCCUAUAAAUGACCACCACUCCAACAAUUUGAGAUUCAUCACAAAGAAAGCUAGCAGUGUCAUCUCAUAUCACAAAGGUGACCAAAUGGCACUAGGAUUAGCAGCUCUUCUCAUUCCUCUUCUUCUGGUGAUGGUGCCAUCAGAGGCUCAGCCAUCUCCUGGCUACUACCCGAGCAGAGUGUACAGGUCGAUGGCCUUCUCCGAGGGGUACAGCACCCUGUGGGGCCCGCAGCACCAGACUCUGUCCCAGGACCAGAAGUCGCUCACCUUGUGGAUGGACCGUAGCUCAGGGAGUGGGUUCAAGUCGACACGGUCGUACCGGAACGGCUACUUCGGGGCGUCGAUCAGGGUGCAGCCGGGCUACACCGCCGGCGUCAACACGGCCUUCUACCUGUCGAACACGGAGAGGUACCCGGGGCAGCACGACGAGGUGGACAUGGAGCUGCUGGGGACGGUGCCGGGGGAGCCGUACACGCUGCAGACGAACGUGUACGUCCGCGGCUCCGGCGACGGCAACAUCGUCGGGCGGGAGAUGCGCUUCCACCUCUGGUUCGACCCCACCGCCGGCCUCCACCACUAUGCCAUCCUCUGGAACCCCGACCAAAUCCUGUUCUUGGUGGACGACGUGCCGAUCAGGAGGUACGAGAAGAAGGUGGAGGGGACGUUCCCGGAGAGGGAGAUGUGGGCCUACGCCUCCAUCUGGGACGCCUCCGACUGGGCCACCGACGGCGGCCGCUACCGCGCCGACUACCGCUACCAGCCCUUCGUCUCCCGCUUCGCCGACCUCAAGAUCGCCGGCUGCGCCGCCGCGACGGCCCCCUGCAGCCCCGUGCCGGUGUCCGGCGGUGGCUCCGGCGCCGCGGCGCUCAGUCCGCAGCAGGAGGCCGCCAUGGCGUGGGCGCAGCGCAACGCCAUGGUCUACUACUACUGCCAGGAUUACUCCAGAGACCACACCCUCUACCCCGAGUGCUGAUGAGCAUAUACCCGUCAAGAUUAAUUGCUUGGCUCAUUGCUUCGUUGAAUUCAUGUGCGUGUGCAUGUAUGAACUGCAUGACGCCCAGCCCAGCUACAAUGUGGUAGUCGAGGCGUGCAUGAGUUCACCAAAAAUGUUUGCUCGUCACUUCAUUUGCUGUGUCAUGAGCUUGAGCUGCCAUUUCAGGCGUAACUGAAUCACUCUGUAUGUUGCUGCGUUAAGUGUUUUAUGGUAAACGAUUUUAAACUCUUCGAGAGUACGUUCUCUUGUUGUGGUUAAAAACUGGCAGUGCUUGGAUUCUAUCA